UGCCCCGUGCUCAAGGGCCGCGUGCAGAAGAUCCUCUACUGGCGCUGGGGGGAGCCGCCGGCACCCGUGGGUGCCCCCGCCGACGGGCACCCCAAGGGGCUGCAGGGCCGCUCCGAGCGCGAGUUCUUCGUCAAGUGGGUCGGCCUCUCCUACUGGCACUGCUCCUGGAUCAAGGAGCUGCAGCUGGAGAUCUUCCACCUCGUCAUGUACCGCAACUACCAGCGCAAGAACGACAUGGAGGAGCCGCCGGCGCUCGACUACGGCUCGGGCGACGACGACGGCAAGGGCGAGCGGCGCGCCGGCCGCGGCGCCAUGGAGGAGCGCUUCUACCGCUACGGCAUCAAGCCCGAGUGGAUGACGGUGCACCGCAUCAUCAACCACAGUGUGGACCGCAGGGGCCAGUACCACUACCUGGUCAAGUGGCGGGACCUGCCCUACGACCAGGCCACGUGGGAGGAGGACGAGAUGCCCAUCCCCGACUACGAGCUGCACAAGCUGGCCUACUGGAGACACCGGGAGGUGUUCAUGGGUGAGGACCCCGCGCAGCCCCGGCGCUACAAGAAGAAGAAGAAGGAGACGCCGGGAGAGGGACCCCCGGAGUCACCCACCAACGACCCGACGGUGAAGUACGAGGCGCAGCCGCAGUUCAUCACGAUGCCCUGUCCACGGGUGUUCUUGUCCGUGGGUGUUCCUGUCC
Nothoprocta perdicaria is the source of this 697-nucleotide messenger RNA. RefSeq names its product chromodomain-helicase-DNA-binding protein 3-like. The record is from RefSeq and is a predicted model, not a curated record. Gene Ontology annotation, biological process: negative regulation of transcription by RNA polymerase II; chromatin remodeling. Lineage: Eukaryota; Metazoa; Chordata; Aves; Tinamiformes; Tinamidae. Gene Ontology annotation, cellular component: NuRD complex; chromatin; nucleus. The transcript has 5 exons. Gene Ontology annotation, molecular function: ATP-dependent chromatin remodeler activity; chromatin binding; ATP hydrolysis activity. The annotation marks the transcript as partial.